CUGGACGCGAAGCUUGGGUUGUUGCAAGGGAGAAAUUUUCCUUCUGCUGGGAGUGAUUAACUGUGUAUUGCCCCAUGCAUGUCCUUUCAAGAUGAGACUCAGAGGACAUGCAAGGCACCUAGCUUUUCUCUGCAUAUUGACGUAAAAGAGGCAACAUCAUCAUCUCUUAAAGGAAUUUUCAUCUCAAAUUCUUGAAAAGGUAAUUUACUUCUGAAAGACGGUGGAAAUUUCAGGGGUUCACACUGUAGUUCACUAGGAGGAAAGUAAGUGUGGCAAAGACUCACCCAUGUUUAGUGCAUUAGAAAGUCUCCCUUCGUGAGGCUAUGGUAACGAUUAUAAAUACACAAUUAAUGCUUGUAUCUUGAGAUGUCAGACAAGCAUAUAUACUUCACCAGUUUUGGUUGUGCCUUUAUCUUUGUCUGAAUACUUGUGCUUCUUCGUCUUGAAUUGAUCAUGACUCUAACUAACAUGGUUGGAGUAAGGUGCUGCUUCAAACUCCUCUAUGCAAUUGUGGUGCUGAUUUUACUACACAUGAACAAUCCUUGCAUUGGAUGCAGCGAGAGGGAAAGGCAAGCACUCCUUGCACUUAAACAAGGUCUCGUGGGUGACUUCAGCGAUCGCCUCCUUUCCUGGGAAGGAGAAGAUUGCUGCAAAUGGGAUUGGGUCCACUGCAGCAAACAAACUGGCCAUGUUGUUCAGCUUUAUCUUGAAGAACAAUCUUCGCAAGGUAAGAUUAGUCCUAACCUCAUUGAGUUGCAGCAUUUGCAAUAUUUAAGCUUUAGUGGGAAUAAUUUAAGUCGGAGCCAAAUUCCUUGGAUCUCUGAGCAAUUUAAUAUACCUCGAUCUCUCUAUUGCAAAUUUUGGAGGUUUAAUUCCAUAUCAACUUGGAAACCUUAGAAACUUGCUAAACUAAAUCCCGUUAAUCUCAGUGAUGUUGUUGGUUGGCUGGAAGCAGUUAAUAUGCUUCCUAAACUAACAAACUUGAUGUUAUCUAUGUGUAAUCUUCCUCCUCCAGUUAUAUCCUCUGUUUCUCUCUUGAAUUCUUCUAAAUCUCUUGUUUAUGUCCAUCUCUCCGAAAACAAUCUUAACUCAUCAGUCUUCCAAUGGUUGCCCGGUACUUAUACCAACCUUGUUUAUCUUGAUCUCUCGGAAAAUAAAUUGGGUGGAAGAAUACCUGAAAGUAUUGGACAGAUGUCCAAUCUGGAGGUUAUCUAUUUGAGAAUGAAUUCUCUUGAAGGAGUAAUUUCAGAAACUCAUUUCUCGAAACUCUCCAAAUUAAGGAUUUUGCAUUUAUCCUCUAACUCACUAGUUUUAAACUUCAGUUUUGAUUGGGUUCCUCCCUUUCAAUUGCUUGAGAUAAGAUUGGGGUCUUGUAAGAUGGGACCGUAUUUCCCGAAAUGGCUUCAAACUCAGAGAAGUUAUUACCGGCUGGAUAUUUCUGAUGCUGGAAUUUCUGAUACCAUUCCAACUUGGCUUGGUGUGGUUUGCGAAAUGAAGUCGAGUAUAUGGAUUUGUCCCACAAUCAACUCAGAGGAAAUUUGAGAUCAGAGUUAGCAGUUAAUUUAAAUGUGAGUUGGAACCAAUUGGAGGGUCCGAUCCGAUCACUCCCUUCAAUCCGAUCACUCUCUUUAAUCCCAACAGGAGGAGGAUCAUUUCUAGAUCUCUCCAAUAAUAAAUUUUCAGGAUCAGCGUCAUUUUUGUGUACAACCGAGGUGAGUUAUUUAACCUAUCUUGAUCUCUCAAGCAACCAUGUAUCCGGAGAACUUCCAGAUUGUUGGAUCCAUUUUCAACAAUUAGUCUUUCUUGAUUUGAGCAACAACUCUUUAUCUGGGAAAAUUCCUACCACGAUGGGAUACUUGUUUCGUAUGGAGACACUAAGACUAAAUAAUAACAGAUUUGUCGGAGAGUUGCCUUCACAAUUGAAGAAUUGCACAAAGUUGACACUUGUUGAUGUCGGGGAAAAUAAAUUAUCAGGAUUAAUACCUGAAUGGCUAGGGGAAAAUCUGCUAAAUUUGUCUAUCAUUAUCCUUCGAUCUAAUCAGUUCUAUAGGAGCAUCCCGCCACAAUUAUGCCAUCUUACACAACUUCAAAUUUUGGAUUUGUCAAUGAACAACAUCACUGGAAUUAUACCCAAAUGUCUCAACAAUUGGACUACUUCGGCUCAAAAUGGACAUUCAAGUCCAAGUAUCUUACAUUACAAUAGAAUUCAAUCGGAAGUAUUUUCCUUGGAGUUGCCUUAUGAGUAUGAAGCAUCUUUGACAUGGAAAGGAGUAAAGUCAAAAUACAAAAGUAUUCUGGGACUUGUAAAGAGUAUUGAUCUCGCAUGCAAUAAGUUGAGUGGGGAGAUUCCUAUUGAAAUCACUUAUCUUGUUGGUUUGGUUUCUUUAAACUUGUCGAGAAACCGAUUAACAGGUCAAAUACCUUCAAGGAUUGGGAAUUUGCAAAAGUUAGAUUCUCUUGAUUUAUCAAGAAACCAGAUAAAUGACAGAAUUUCAAUAAGUAUUUCUCGGAUAAAUUGUAUUGGUUACUUGGACUUGUCAGAAAACAACUUGUUUGGAAAAAUUCCAAUAGGCACUCAGCUUCAAACCUUUGACUAUGCUUAUGGUGGAAAUCCUCUGCUUUGUGGAGAACCACUCCCAAGGACAUGCCCUAAGGAGGAAAAAGGUCCGGGACAAUCUGUGUUGGUGAAUGAAGACGACAAAGAUGGGCUCAUAACACAAGGAUUUUACAUCUGCAUGGGGCUUGGGUUUGCCAUUGGAUUUUGGGGAGUUUGCGGCACUCUUCUGCUCAAUAGGUCAUGCAGAUAUACGUACUUCAAUUUCUUGACCUUUCUGAACGAUUGGCUGUACGUGAAGGUAGAAAUCAUCAGGCAAAGGAUCCUUAAUAAAUAAAAGCGCAGGCACCUUUGAGACGAUAUGCUUCCCUUCAGUUGAAGAUGGAUGCGAUGAAGGACUCCUGUUUGUACUAGUUUUCGAGUAUUUGAGUGAUGAUAAGGGAUCUCACUGAAAUAAAGGAACCAUUUUAGUAUAUUUGUUGUGCUGUUAUUUGUAAGAACUUAACGGGAACUUCUUCCAUGAACUAUUUGGUAUGAUGUUCUUGUGUACCUCAUGGUGUAUGUUUUUUUCUUUCGCAAUGUAGGAAAUGUAGACGCAGAAUUGCCUUUUACUGUAUUGCUGUUAUGAAUAAAACAAUGGAAUUUGAGUUAACA
Molecule: messenger RNA, 3208 nt
Organism: Prunus dulcis (almond)
Lineage: Eukaryota; Viridiplantae; Streptophyta; Magnoliopsida; Rosales; Rosaceae
Product: receptor-like protein EIX2
Exons: 2
Coding region: 1506-2891 (461 amino acids)
Molecular function (GO): protein binding
Source: RefSeq, a predicted model, not a curated record